Molecule: messenger RNA, 3353 nt
Organism: Manihot esculenta (cassava)
Lineage: Eukaryota; Viridiplantae; Streptophyta; Magnoliopsida; Malpighiales; Euphorbiaceae
Exons: 4
Coding region: 203-2839 (878 amino acids)
Cellular component (GO): nucleus
Molecular function (GO): transcription corepressor activity
Source: RefSeq, a predicted model, not a curated record
UUUCUCUCUCUAAAAUCAGCGACUAGCCAAGAGAGAAAGGACUUUGCUCGCUCUCCUUCUCUCCCUUCCUAUAUAAUAUAUAUAUUUAUAUUUUUUUCCAAAAUCUUCAGUAAAAUUAAACAUUUGCAGCCAUGAAAGCCCAGUUCUCCUAAGACAGGUUGGCUCUCGGCACUUGGGUUUUGACGGGUUUUUGGUUUUAUCAAUGGAGCUGGAUGUCGUUCAAGUGAAACAUGAUCGGAAUUGCAUUGAACAUGAGUCUUCUGAGCAAUCACUUUGUCCAGAGACUCUUGGUAUAAGUGAUGCCUUCAGAGACCCUGAGCUGCUUCCUCGCAUUGGUGAUCGGUACCAGGUUGAGAUACCAUCUCUUAUGACACGAUCUGCCUACCUCUUGGUAACAGAGAUGGGAAAUGAUCCAACAAUCUUGCCUUGUACUUCCCAUGAUUUUUUAAUGGGAUUGCCUAUUUCACUAAUGUGGAUCAAGGAGGAAGUCAAGAACAUUAAACAUGAGCGCCAAGAAUUUCCUGGUGAUUUGAAUGGCAAAUCCAUAAAAUAUGAAAGCAUUACAGAGAUGCAGAUUUUUACAGGAGGUGAGUUACAAGUUAAGACUGAGCCUGUGGACAUUACAACCAAUGGUGGAAUAGAAGACAGUGAACCUGGAAAGUACAGUUUGCAAGAAGAUAAAAAGAAUCAAAUGCAUCAGCAGCAUGGAUGCAAAGGCUACCUUAUGGUUCCUGGUACUUUGGGUGUUGCAUGGAAUGAUUUAGAGGAGGCCAGUUUCCUCCUUGGUUUAUACAUAUUUGGAAAGAAUCUUGUUCAAGUAAAGAAAUUUGUUGAGAGCACAGAGAUGGGAGAUAUUCUUUCAUUUUAUUAUGGGAAGUUUUAUAGGUCUGAGAGAUACCAUAGAUGGUCAGAAUGCCGGAAAGUAAGAAGUAGAAGAUGUAUAUAUGGACAAAGGAUUUUUACAGGAUCCACCCAACAAGAGCUGCUAUCUCGUUUGUUUUUACAUGUGUCAGCAGAGUGCAAAAAUGGCUUAAUGGAGGUUUCUAAGACAUUUGGAGAGGGAAAAAUGUCGCUAGAAGAAUAUGUAUUGACCUUAAAGGCUACAGUUGGAUUGAACACCCUUGUUGAAGCUGUGGGAAUUGGCAAAGGGAAGCAAGACUUAACGGGCAUAGCUGUGGAGCCUCUUAAGUCGAAUCAUGUUGCUUCUGCUCGUCCAGAAAUACCAGUUGGCAAAGCUUGCUCCACCCUUACACCUUUGGAAAUUGUUAACUUCCUAAAUGGAGGCUAUCGAUUAAGCAAAGCCCGAUCAAAUGAUCUUUUCUGGGAGGCUGUUUGGCCUCGUUUACUUGCAAGAGGGUGGCACUCUGAGCAGCCUAAUGAUCAUGGUUUUGUUGCUGCUUCCAGGAAUUAUCUGGUCUUUCUAAUCCCUGGCAUCAAGAAAUUUUCAAGACGGAAACUAGUGAAAGGAAACCACUAUUUUGAUUCUGUCACUGAUGUGCUGAAUAAAGUUGCUUCAGAUCCAGCUCUUCUUGAGCUUGAUGUUGGAACAGACAAAGGCUAUGGUAACAAGGAAGAAAACGGGUGGACUAGUGAUAAAAUUAUGGACCAACAAGAUUUUCCUGAUAAGCAGCGGCAUUGUUAUCUCAAGCCACGAACUCCUAGCCGCAGUGCAGAAAUCAUGAAAUUCACUGUUGUUGAUACAAGUCUGGCUAAUGGGGAAACAAGCAAAGUGAGAGCACUGAGAAGCUUACCAUUUGAAAUGAUAAACAUUUCCACCUUCACAAGUGAUUCUGAAGAAAGUGAUGAAGAUUCUUCUGACGAUUCAAGAAAUGAAUCUGAUUCUUCUGACAACUUGUGUUUUCAUCAUGAUAAGACUGAUAUUUCAAAAUCUGCAAAGAUCAAUAUUGACAAGGGAGACUCAUCUGGCAGGGAAAAUUUUGAAAACAAUGUUUUAAUGCAGUGUUCCCCUAUACUUGGCACAGGUUUCACCAAGGUUCCAGUCAAAAUCCCCAAGGAUCAGAAAGAUGGUAAGUAUGGUGACAGGCAACCAAGUAAGCAUGUCAAGGGUCAUGCAAUAAAGAGAACCAAACCUGCAGAUAGGAAUCUUUUAGCGCCUGUCGCAAAACGAUGCCGAAGGUUAACUGCAUGUGACCGAACAGCAACUACCUCUGGUACGGUCAAUGUCUCAGUUGAUCCCCGGUUAGAACAAGAUGAAGUUGGCUGCACUUCAGGAAAUCCUGACUUGCAAGAGAGUACUCUCUCUCAUCGGGAUUCACAUCAGGCAAAGUUGUCAUCCACCAGUUCUUCGUCUAGAGGCAGUCCUACCAUUACGGAUGAAUGCACUCUCAGCAGUAACUCACCUUUUGCUGAACAUCAUAAUGGGAAAUCUCAGCCUCGGACAUUGAUUGACCUGAACAUACCCAUCCCUCAAGAUGCUGACUCAGAACCUUUAAUGAUGGAAAUUACAGAAAGUCAGCAUGAUCAAGCAAGUGGACAGGCAGAGGAUUCUGUUAUGCUGAAAAGUUCCAUAUCAGUAUGUGAUUCUACUACUGAGCAACCUUCUGGGAUUUCCCGUAGACAAAGCACACGAAACAGACCUCUGACCACUAAAGCACUGGAAGCUCUUGCUUGUGGAUUUUUAAGCAUAAAGCAGAAGCGAAGGAGUAGGGAGGAUGAUUUUUCGCUAGAGAACUCAAUAUCAAGGCCUUCACGACGUGCUCGCAGUAAGGUGAGAGUUACUGAAAACUUCGGAACUGGUGUAAUGGAUUUCAAAGGAGAUGAAAGAGCAAACGGCGUAUGUAAGGGGAGUAGUGACAUGUUCAGUGAGCUUCAUGUUUAGCUUGGGGAAAGUAUAAGGCUCCAAAUUGUGGGCUCCGAGAUUGGUCAGUUGCCAAUUUCCCAGCUUGUAACAUAAGAAUGGGGCUCUAAACGCCUUCUGUGUGCUAAUCAGCUCAUGAAGAAUGAGCAGAGCACUUAGCUACUGAGGUAUCUGUAACAUGAAUAAUAUAGCAAUCUUUCUUUUUAGCUUCCAACUGCUGUGGCAUACAUGGCUUCACCUGCUAACUUCAUGAGGCUGUCUGUAUUAGGCAAAGCGCCAUUAGAGGCACUCAGCAUCAUUUAGAGAAGAUGGAGGGAGUAGCUGCUUGCCAGUUAAAUAUUUAUUAUUUAACAAUAUUGGACAGAAUAAAUGGUUCAUUAUUUCUGUGUCUCCUUGGCCUGGAUUUUUCAUACUGUCAUGUUGUUGUUGUUGUUGUUGUGUAGUAAGGGGAAAUUUGACAGUGUUGCUGCCAAAUUUAAGAGAUUGUUGAUGUUGAUGAUAAAGUUUGAGGGAGCAUUCAAGCUGGUUGAUAGAA